Molecule: messenger RNA, 324 nt
Organism: Annulohypoxylon maeteangense
Lineage: Eukaryota; Fungi; Ascomycota; Sordariomycetes; Xylariales; Hypoxylaceae
Exons: 2
Coding region: 1-324 (107 amino acids)
Source: RefSeq, a predicted model, not a curated record
AUGGCAACCACCAUGGACAUGACUGCCCCGAAUUCAUCGGCUUCGAGGGUAGCACCCGCUCCGAAUAGGACAAUGUCCAGCUCCGAAAGCCCGGAGCCAACUACCAACGAGGCUCAAGUAGAAGAGCCGAAGACUCGAGAGCGCCCCCUAAUCAGCAUGGGGGAUCCCCUCACCAUCGCGGUGAACUGUGGGUUCUGCGUGCUCGUCGGUCUGUUCCUCGCCGCGUUUCUCUGGCUGGUCAUUAACAGCCUCGACCAGCAGAGACCGUGUGCGUUUUCCGUCAGCGACCGAUGCCACUACGCGGGAUACGGCCGCGAGCUCUAA